AUGGAGAAGUCCCUGGAUGUGGGCAAUGACCAGAGUCUAGGAAUUUGUCUGGGCUUGUCCACAAGACCAGAGAUAAGGGAAAUUCUGUUUGCCAUCUUCCUGACCCUCUACCUGCUGACCCUCCUGGAGAACACGCUCAUCAUUUUCCUCAUCUGCAGUCACAGCGAGCUCCACAAGCCCAUGUACUUCUUCCUGGGCAACCUGAGCUGCCUGGAGAUGUGCUACAUGUCAGUGACAAUGCCCAGCCUGCUCAUGAGGCUGUGAACUGGACCCUACCAUGUGCCCUUCAUAGCCUGCAUGACUCAACUCUUCUUCUUCAUAGUCCUCAUCUGCACUGAGUGCACCCCCCUGGCCUCCACGGUCUAUGACCACUAUGUGGCCAUCUGCUGCCCACUCCACUACCUACUGCUUAUGAGGCCCCAGGUCUGCCUGGGCUUGGCCAUAACUUCAUGGCUUGGUGGGUUGUUGGUCUCGGUGGUCAAAACAGCAUGCAUCGUCAGCCUGUCCUGCUGUGGCCCCAAUGUCCUCAACCACUUCUGUGAUGUCUCCCCUCUGCUCAAUCUGUCCUGCACCCACGUGGCCCUGACGGAGCUAGUGGACUUCAUCUCUACCAUCGUCAUCCUCUGGGGUUCCCUCCUGAUGGCCAUAGGCUCCUAUGUGGCCAUUGGUAGGGCUGUGCUCCACAUGCCAUCAGCGGCCGCCCACCACAAAGCCUUCUCCACCUGCGCCUUCCAUCUGGUAGUGGUAAGUAUCUUCUACUCAGCCACUCUCUUUGUCUACGCCCAUCCCAGCCACAUAGAAGCCAUGGACCUCAACAAGGUGUUGUCUGUCAUCUACACGGUGGUCACGCCUAUGUGCAAUUCCGUCAUCUACUGCCUGCGGAACAAGGAGGUCUAG
Physeter macrocephalus (sperm whale) is the source of this 897-nucleotide messenger RNA. Its product is annotated as olfactory receptor 5-like. Gene Ontology annotation, biological process: G protein-coupled receptor signaling pathway. Gene Ontology annotation, molecular function: olfactory receptor activity; G protein-coupled receptor activity. Gene Ontology annotation, cellular component: membrane. The record is from RefSeq and is a predicted model, not a curated record. Lineage: Eukaryota; Metazoa; Chordata; Mammalia; Artiodactyla; Physeteridae.